ACUUUUGAAAUAUUAUUAGUAAUCUUAUCGGAUAUAGUUGAAACGUGAGAUGUUUUCUUAUUGUUCAAAACAGAUCUCGAAUGAGAAGAUUUAAAAUUUCUUGACUGAGUUUUAACAGAAUUUUCUGAUAUAUUUGGAAGUCCCUUGUUACUGGUACAAUACAAUUUUGCGAAAGAAUUGUUAAUAGUAUUUAAGGAUGCUUUUUUAGAAGCUGCAACAUUUUUUACACAUUGCUCUUUCAUAUUCAUCAUCGACGAACGAAUAUCUCUGAAGUUGCGAUCAUUUUUUUUAACAUUUGAAUUCUCAUUUAUAUCAGAAAAUGUUAAGAGAGAUGGAAAACGAAUAGUCGAUGAUGAUUCUCUUUCUAAAUUUGAACUUUCUAUAGGUUUUUCAAUAUGCAUGCGAUUGUUCACACGCGCAAUGCAGGACCAAAUUUUAUUUAGUGAAAUAUAUGGCAACGAGGAAGAUAAUAUAUAUGUUAGAUCAAAAGAUCGCUCGUCGAUAAUUAAUUUACAAACUGGCUCGAAAAAUGCAAAGUCCUUAUUAUCUGGAAUUUUGUCGAUUAUCAAAGACGUUUUUUUACCUCAAGGAUUUCCUGACAGUGUUCAUCCUGAUUACAUUCCUUAUCAAAUAUGGGAUACAGUGCAGGCAUUUGCAAGUACCAUAAUGGGUACUCUCACAACUCAUUCAAUUAUGCAAGGAGUAGGUGUUGGAGAAUCUACUGCGACACCUUUAGCUGCAGCAAUAACUUGGAUUUUAAAAGAUGGAACUGGUAUGGUCGGGCGCAUAAUUUUUGCAUGGUGGAACGGGACUGACCUAGAUGGACAAUGUAAAAAAUGGAGAUUGUUUGCGGAUAUUCUUAAUGAUGUGGCAAUGGGCAUGGAAUUACUAAUACCUUAUUUCUCAGCUCAUUCAAUGGCCAUAUUGUGUGCUUCAACCGCAAUGAAGUCUAUUGUUGGUGUAGCCGGUGGUGCAACCAGAGCUGCAUUAACGCAACAUCAGGCCUUACAAAACAAUUUGGCAGAUGUAUCAGCUAAAGAUGGAAGUCAAGAAACCUGUGUUAAUCUUGUUGCAUCUUUUGUUGGAAUUUUCAUACUGUCGUACAUUUAUGAUGGACGAUAUUUAUUAGAAUUAUAUGUCUUCUUGGUGGCAGUGCAUUUAUAUGCCAAUUAUUCAGCAGUUAAAGCUUUACGGUUAAACACAUUAAAUGAAGAUCGUCUUGCUUUGUUAGUUAAAUAUUAUCUUAUUCAUGAAACCGUUCUUGAUGCGGCAGAAAUUAAUAAAAAAGAAUCUGUUUUCCUUUUGGGGAAACCUACAAAAGAUAUAUGUGGUUUUCAUAUAAAAUUAGGAGUAUCACUUUCAUAUAUUUUUAAAAGAAAUGGCAAUGAUACAUUGGAAGAUUUUCUAAAAGAUUUUCAACAUAAAGAAUAUUUAAUAUUUGUGGAUAUUAAGGAAAAAAUUAUUUUUGUGGUACUAAAAAAAAACAUAGAACAGAAUGAAAUAUUAAAAGCAUACUUUCAUGCUUGCCUUUGUGGCAUAUUAACAAGUAUGACACAACGACUUCCAAUUGAAUUGUUAUUAACGACUGAAACAUAUAAACCUUCAUUUCCUUUAAUACGUAUAUAUCUUCUUUCUAAGAAAUAUCAUAGCUCUUUUUCAUCCAUAGAAACUACCUUUUAUGAUACAAAUACUAUUAUUGAAAAAGAGUAUCAAACCUUUGUAAAACAUUUAGAUGACAAAGGAUGGAAUUUGAAGAUUAAUCUUUUACCCAUGAAUUCAUGGAGAUGUGUAUGGAAAAAAUCCCAAAAAUAAAGAUCAAGAGAGAGAGAGAGAGAGAGAGAGAGAGAGAGAGAGAGAGAGAGAGAGAGAGAGAGAGAGAGAGAGAGAGAGAGAGAGAGAGAAAGAGAGAAAGAGAGAGAGUAAACUUUAUUUCUAGCAUUUUAUAAAAAUAUGACACACCUUUUUUUAAAUCUGUACAGUAGUCUUAGAAAAUUUGAACUAAGACUCUUGUUCCUGUUUUGGACCAGUUUGUGAUAAAUGUUUCACUAUAUCGACCCAAUCCCACCCUCGUGGUCUCUCUCCUUUUCCAUCUGCUUUAUUCCAUUGUCUACGUUUUUGAGCUUUGCUUAGUUGUUCUUUCUUUGGCCUUUUUACAGCUUCUUCCGCCUUUACGAUAAAGAAAUUUUUAAUUCUUAUAUAUUUCUUUGUUACAAUGUAACAGAAUAUUAAAUACAUAUUUUUUUCAUUUA
This is a messenger RNA of Vespa mandarinia (Asian giant hornet), 2249 nucleotides long. RefSeq names its product RUS family member 1. NCBI's taxonomy places the organism in Eukaryota, Metazoa, Arthropoda, Insecta, Hymenoptera, Vespidae. The record is from RefSeq and is a predicted model, not a curated record.